CAUCCGCAGUGAGUUCCAGCUGUGCUACCUGUCCCUGAGGACCAGCAUCGGGUUGUGGACGGCCUUCCUCUGCAUCCUGCUGGUCGCCACUGACGCCAGCGCCCUGGUCUGCUACAUCACCCGCUUCACAGAGGAGGCGUUCGCCGCCCUCAUCUGCAUCAUCUUCAUCUACGAGGCGCUGGCCAAGCUGGUCCACCUGGGGGAGCAGUUCCCCAUUAACAUGCACAACCAGCUGGACAAUCUCACCUUCUACACGUGUCGUUGCUCUCCUCCUUCCAACGCGUCUGCUGAGGUCCAAAGGUUCUGGAGCAGCAUGAACCUGACGUUAGACACCAUCGAGUGGGAGCAGCUGAGUGUGAAGGAAUGCAGGAACUGGAAGGGACAGUUUAUGGGGUCGGCAUGCAGCAGCAACGGGCCUUAUGUUCCUGACGUCCUCUUCUGGUCCGUCAUCCUCUUCUUCACCACUUUCUUCCUCUCCUCCUUCCUCAAACAGUUGAAGACCAAAAGAUAUUUCCCCACCAAGGUCAGUCCGGCUGCAGAACCUUAG
This is a messenger RNA of Cyprinodon variegatus (sheepshead minnow), 547 nucleotides long. Its product is annotated as sodium bicarbonate cotransporter 3-like. The transcript is spliced from 3 exons. The coding region runs from base 221 to 547 and encodes 108 amino acids. The record is from RefSeq and is a predicted model, not a curated record. Lineage: Eukaryota; Metazoa; Chordata; Actinopteri; Cyprinodontiformes; Cyprinodontidae. Gene Ontology annotation, biological process: monoatomic anion transport. Gene Ontology annotation, cellular component: membrane.